AUGAUACGGAGUAUUACAGAAAGAAAAGGGAGAGAUAUGAGAUAUGAAGAAAAAAGUCGCUUGGAUAUUAUUGAUUGGUUACAUUGUUUAUUUCUUAUUGUUUUUUUAAUAAAAAAUAAUAGUAACAAAAACAAUAAUAAUAAAGUUUUUUGUAUUGUUAUAUUCAAAGUUUACACUUUUAUUUUUUGUUUGUACUUAUUUAAUAAAAGUAUUUAUGUACAUCACAAUUAUCAACAUAAAUUAUAUUUCAAUCACUUUGUUAAAGUUCAUUCCAAAAAUUUGAUACAAUCUCCGAAAUUUUUUAUAAAAAAUGAGAGGCCAACAGUUACACAUUGUAAAAAUACAGAUAGUAAGUUAGGGAAUUUUUACUAA
This is a messenger RNA of Entamoeba invadens IP1, 372 nucleotides long. RefSeq lists its product as hypothetical. Bases 1 to 372 code for a protein of 123 amino acids. Lineage: Eukaryota; Evosea; Mastigamoebida; Endamoebidae. The record is from RefSeq and is a predicted model, not a curated record. The transcript has 2 exons.